CCCAUCUGCCGGUGCGUAGAAUCUAUAUUCACACUUGGUCUCCAGACUGAGAAGCACCAGGGCAAAAUAUUGUUCAAGGUGUGACUCACCUGGAAGGGUGAGUCUUUGAGGGCUGAGUGGACCCCUAAUUGGGAUCCUUCUGGAAGGACCUGCUGGAAGUGGUAGCAAAAGAGUUAAAGCUUUAUGAAGAUUUAUAUGGUGGGUAUAGGGCACCAAGGGGCUUUGUGGCCAUUUAAUCUAUGAAUCUUUCUCUUCUUGUCACUUAUUUACUAUUCUCAUUUUGUAGACAGAAAACUGUGAUCCAGAGAGAGAAUGUAACUCUCCCAAGGUCAUAUUGUUAGUAAGCGGUCUCACUAAAAGGUCAGCCUAUGUAGCCAGACAGCUAAGUCUGUGCUCCCAUAUUAGUGGCUGGUAACAUCACCUGCUCUCAGUGGUUUUGGUCAAGCUAAGUGAGAUUGCCUGGAUGGUAUGUGAGUAGAUGGCAGAGUUGUUAGCUACCAAUUAGUAACCAAUACUUUAUGAAUAUUUUAUUUAAAAUGUUUCUUUAUAAGCCAGCCUUAAAACAAACAAACAAACAAACAAAAAACCUUGAGUAGCUAAGCUAAAAGUACUAUCUUAGAGGGAUUCAAGUAAGACUGAGAAAUGAUCCCUUACCACAGAAGGUGUGGUCUACACAAUGCCCUUCCAUUGUCAACUUCCAUUACACAACUUUGCGUACCACUUUCCAUUCCAUGUACAAAUUGUUCCUGGGAGUAAGACCAUGGAGGGGGGGCAGUCUUCACUGCAUCUGACAGAGACUUCUAGUAUAGGCUAUGUGGUUUAUCUUUUCCAGGAACUAAAGAUUGGCUUAUUCUCUUUGAAAGUUAGGACAGUGUAGUAAAUUCAGUAUAGUUAGCCCUUCCUGGUGCUUUCUUCUGAGGAACACAUUCCAUAACAGGCUUAUUUUUGAGCAUUAAUCAUUCAAGGUUGAUAAACACAAGUUCGUGACUUGAAUAAAACAGUGUAAAUCAGUCUCACACGAAUAACUGAAAACUUAAAUAUUUAUAACCAACCUAUUAGAGGCAUUUUUAUGAAGAAAGUAUGUAGGACCCCAAAUCCUAAUCUAAUUUUUAGAUGUGUCUGCAUGUGCUUAAAAGUAAACUGGAGUCUAGACUUUGAGCUUAGACUUCUAAACACCCAACUCUUCGUACAGAGUCUUUAAGAUCAAACCAGAGCUGAAGAAGUUGCUGGGUCUCUUUGAGCACAGUGCAAGUCAGCCCCAUUCGAAUGGGAAAACAGAGGCGAAUGGCAGUUUCCCAACUGCACACCACCAGAAAGAACAGUUUCCAUGGAUCAUGACUGCAGAAGUCCUAUGGAUUUUUAUGGUACUGAAUCCCCCUAGUGUUCUCCUGGGUGUUAGUUGAAGGACCUUCCUCUGAAUGACCUUUUCACUGCAGCUUCUCCUGAAAAGGUGCUCUCUUGUACCCGAGGAAGCCAGGAACUCGCAUGGAUUUGCUUUUCAUUCAUCCAGUGCAGAUGAAGUAAGGUGUAACAUGACGCGGCAAGCUGCAUGUGGGGAAAGGUGCAUUCCUGUGGCCUGGCUCUGCGAUGGACAGCAAGAGCGCCCUGAUGGGCCCGAUGAGCAGUGUGAGGAAGUGUGUCGUGGACAUCCACAGGCCUGGCAGUGUGACGACGGAAAGUGUAUUCCUAUUAGCUGGCUUUGUGAUGGUGCCGGGGACUGCCUGGAUGGCUCCGAUGAGGUGAACUGUGAGAACUCCACAGCAUGCCCUGGCCAGAAAAUCCAGUGUCCGGGACAUUCUCAGUGUCACGAGGCUUGGGAACUCUGUGAUGUCCAUAGGGACUGUGAAGAUGGGCUCGAUGAAGCACACUGCUCCCCGAACCGCUGCCUGGUGGGCCAGUGGCAGUGCAGGAACAAGGUGUGUGUCUCGGAUAGCUGGAGGUGCAAUGGGGUCAAUGACUGUGGGGACUCCUCGGACGAGGAUGCCUGUGCUUCCUGUCCAGAAGGCAUGGUUCGAUGUGAUGAAGGGAAAUGCAUCCUGGAAUCCCUGAUGUGUGAUGGGGAAGCAGACUGCACAGAUGGUGCUGAUGAACCCGUUACAUGUGGGAAAAACUGCUCCCUGGCCAAUGGGGGCUGUGAGGGGCAGUGCAGUGACACCACCUGGGGAGUCCAGUGUUCGUGUGGAGCUGGGUGGCAGUUACAGCCGGACGGGCAGAGCUGUGCAGAUAUAGAUGAGUGCUCCAAGGCCUACGGUCCCUGUGGCCAGCUAUGCCGUAAUGUCCCAGGCUCCUACUCCUGUGCGUGUAUUCAAGGUCACCAGCUCUACAAUGGUACCAGUUGUCGAGUUACAGAUGAUGCUGUAAAAAUUCUUAUAGCGGCAGACAGAGAACUUGGGGUCCUGGAUCGAAGAACAGGCAUCUAUGAGCCUCUGAUACCUAUAAAAUCGAGGUCUACUUCUGUUGCCUAUGACCUUGAGAGAAGCAUGUACUUUUGGGUGGAUGAAGUCUUACAUGUGUUCGUCCUUGGGAAGCCAAACUCAGUUCCUCUCUAUCCAGAACUUAAAACUGUAGACAGUAUCUCUUUGGACUGGCUCACGGGGCAGCUGUACUGGGCUAGCAGCUUUGCGAGGGUCAUCUGUGCUGGUCUGAGUGAUGGCAGAGGCUACGUCAAAAUCGUGGAAAAGGAUCUGGUGCCAGAACAGCUUAUCGUGUUUCCCACAAAGAAGUCCUUGUAUUGGGUAAAUCGUGGCAAGAAAGGCGCGAGAACUAUCGAAGCUGCAGGGAUGGACGGCUCAGAUCGGAAGGUGCUUGCAGCUGUCCACAUGGAGGAGCCUGUGGGGCUGACGCUUGACUAUGUGACCGGCCGGCUGUACUGGAUCAGUGAAUAUAAAGAGGCAGGUACCCAGCAUGUGCCCCAGGCUCAUGGCAGCCACCUCUGUCUCCUGUCCCCUGUCCAUCCUAUAAGUGUGUUUGUCCGUAGGGAAUGUUCCUUUUACCUUCUGGUACAUGUGGUGGUAAGUAUGCUGGGUGAAAUGGGCUUGGCUCAAGGAGAGGCAUUGCAUGGUAGGCCUGGAAAUAACAUAGCUUCCGUUUUGGGAUCACUUUUACACUGACAACUUUACUUUGAUAAGUUUUGUUAU
Messenger RNA from Ailuropoda melanoleuca (giant panda), 3137 nucleotides. RefSeq names its product low-density lipoprotein receptor-related protein 8-like. The coding region runs from base 1419 to 3110 and encodes 563 amino acids. Gene Ontology annotation, molecular function: protein binding; hormone binding; calcium ion binding. Gene Ontology annotation, biological process: receptor-mediated endocytosis. The transcript is spliced from 10 exons. Lineage: Eukaryota; Metazoa; Chordata; Mammalia; Carnivora; Ursidae. Gene Ontology annotation, cellular component: apical plasma membrane; signaling receptor complex; plasma membrane. The record is from RefSeq and is a predicted model, not a curated record.